AUGCAGGCAAAGCCAAAACUACUAGAACUUGAAGAACUAUACCAAGGUAUCCCAGAUGAGUCCGUUAAUCUUACCUUUCAAGACCUAGCCAAUGUGAAUACUUCAAACAAGAUAAACACCACAGUGGCCAUUAUUGAACCCAUUUCUGAUGCUAGUAUAAUUAGCAACCCCACAAAGUUACCAUCAUCCUCUGUUCCUUCUCUGACCAAAUUACCUAGUCUUGACUUCCAAAAAGGCUUGCAGGCAUCCAAUAAUCACAGCCAUCACCACCACCUUGAUUUUGGCCAUGGUGGUGACUCACCGUUGGGUCAGUUUAGCCACCGUGUUGAACAUGAUCGAGGACAUGAUCGUUUUAACCAUGUAAGUGAGUAUAGCAUGGGUUAUGAUGCUAUGAACAGUGGCAUGAGUUUGGCUUCGGGAAAAGGUGGUGCUGCUGGUCGACGAAAGCGACCUGGAAUUCCUCACUCUAAGAUUUGCACCAUUUGCAGCAACUAUGUUUACUUUCUCAGGACUAGAUGCCUGGUAUGUGGCAGGGUUUAUUGCAGGCGGUGUGUGGAAAUAGGCAUGGGAGAGAUGAUAGAAGGAAGAAAGUGUAUUGAGUGCCUUGGAUUGAGAUUUAGCCAAAGGUACAUAGAAAGAGCAGGGGUAAUAGGAUGUUGCAGUUGGAGGUAUCCAAGUACAUUGAAGGAUACUGAGCUCAAAUGGGCUGAGAAAGGACCAAGGAAGAACAGUGACAGAGGCUAUGGUCACCAUGGCAUAGCUUCCUCAAGACCAAGAACCCCUACAUCCCCAAGGAGUCCUCUUGCCAUAGUUGGCAACGAACCCUCCUUUGUCAUGUCUGCAUCCUAUACUUUCUCUCCUCAUCACCUCCCUCUUUGA
This is a messenger RNA of Gastrolobium bilobum, 879 nucleotides long. RefSeq lists its product as uncharacterized. The transcript is spliced from 3 exons. The record is from RefSeq and is a predicted model, not a curated record. NCBI's taxonomy places the organism in Eukaryota, Viridiplantae, Streptophyta, Magnoliopsida, Fabales, Fabaceae. Bases 1 to 879 code for a protein of 292 amino acids.